This is a messenger RNA of Echinostoma caproni, 1527 nucleotides long. The record is from the annotation of a GenBank genome assembly. Lineage: Eukaryota; Metazoa; Platyhelminthes; Trematoda; Plagiorchiida; Echinostomatidae.
AUGGAACAGUCGUCUGAAAUGAUUGAAGAACCUGUUGUGUUUUCUGUUUCACCGCACACUCGUUUUGAACCGGUCAAAGAGGAGAAUGCAGAAAGCGUUCUUGCCGUGGAUGGCACUUCGAUCGAAGAUCCUAAAAAGAACCUUGAUGAGGAUGACAGUGAAUCGGAUUUGCAUGAACAAUAUUUGGAAAAAUUGUGGGGACCAGAUGCGGUUUCCUACUUUUUUCAUCCCGUAUUUUUUCGCUCUUCCCGAAACUCGGCCAAACACCGUCAGGCUCGGGUCACCGAGGACAGCACGGAACCACUCAUUCUGGGUGGCUAUCCGACAGGUAUGCUUCAGGGGGCACGAAUCCCUUUUCGAAUGGACUUAUCCCCAUGGUUGUCCGAGCCGGUGAGUUUCGAGAACCUGGGGAGUUUGAAUUCUACUUCUGGUCGAAGAGAAAGUAUCUAUCGCAGAUGGUCCACAAUCAGCUUGGCCAGUACACUGUCCGUGAGCCAGGGAAUCCAUCGACCGAGCAGCGUGUUCACCUUGCUGGACAUGUUGCGACUACACACAGGAGGAAAUCCGGGGGCACAUAGAGUUUGGGAGUUUUUACGGAACAAAUCAAAUGGACUGCUUGCGGAAAAAGAACAGGAGUUGGAUGCGGAUGGACGUCAGACAUUUUCUGCCUUUACACGGGAACAAGUGUUGAAUGGACAAUUGAGGCCUCCCCUUUGCGAUUUUGUGCGGUCCAAUCCUUCGGCAAGCCUGGCCGAAGCCAUGGGUAGACUGAAAGCACCCAGCAUGGAAAAACAAUUCCGACAAAUUCAAGUGAUGGCCAAAUGGGCUGAGAGAAAUCAGACCCAGUUUCGUACCAUGGCCUAUCAGCACGACUUGCGUGAUAUGCUCACUGAUGAGGAAUUAGACGAAUUGAUGAAAGAAUAUCGCGAGCAUGUGAAGCAAGGAUCAGAUCGAUGGAAGGUGAUAACUCAAGCCGAUGCAGAUCGGUUACGCGACCGCCUUCCUCCACUUGAGCAAAGAAAGCCACUUGGACCGUUGGAAAGACCGAAACCCCCAAUUGGAAAUCUAAUGCCACCGGAUUUACCGAGAACGGAACCAAAACGAGACCCCCUAGCACUCAAACCGGCCGAAGAUGAAUCGGAUCAAUCAACAGGCGAACAGCGCAUUAAACCAAAAUCACAACUAGCAUAUCUUCAAAUUGGGCAUAAAUUCCUUCGAAAGGGAAAAAAUCAAAUCCAACUAGUUGGCACGAGGCGGAGUGGACAGGCUACCGGAAGUAAAUCGUCCACAUUGUCCCCAGGCCAGCUGAUCCUCCAGUAUACAAACAAGAGGUCAUUAACACCGUUAUGCUGGUCGCAGCUGAUGGAACAACAGGAUCAUCCAUAUUCGCUGUCCAGGACGGACACUUUUGGGACAGAAGAUGAGCACACGGGGCAAAGUCUGGACCCUGUGUCCUAUUGUCACCGUACAUCAUUUCAAACCGGACCGAAACGCCUGUGGAAGCCCACAACUGCUGUCCCAGACUGA